UUUCUCUCCCUCUCUCCUUUUCCCCUCCCAGCCUGAUUUCUCAGUCCUAGAUUCCCCUAACUCCCCUAGCACAGAAGUAAGCGCAGUGCCCCUGUGGUUAACUCUAGUGAGUGUACUCCUCUUUGUCUGGGAAUCUGAGGAGAGCCGGCUAGAUGAGCCUGUCUUUGUCUUGGAGUGUGGCUUUGAGGAGAGGGUCUGGAAUCCCCUAGCUCAGGGAGGGGGUCCAUGCUUGUGGUCUUUACAUGUGGCUGAGGAAGGGAUAUUUUGGGUACCAGAUGGCUUUCCUCUGACUGGGACAUCAUCCAACCUACAGAAAACUGCAGAGGUCAGCUCGGGAUACCCUAUUAGGUCAACAUGCCGGAAGGAGUCCUACGGGGCAGGAGUAAAAAAUCAGCAGCCCCCAGACCAUCGUCUGUCAGCUCUCUCAGUGGAAUAGUAGCCGGGAUGUCUGGCAGUUGUAAUUCUGUUAAUACGGUUUGCUCAGACAGUGACCGGCCUAUCAGCCUGAGCUCUUCGGCCUCGUCGGCCUCUCUGCAGGACAGUCAUGGCUCUUUUGGAAGCAUUGGAACUCUGGGUUCUUCCCAAUAUAGUGUCCCAUCCUACGUCCAACAGAAUGGGAGUGACAUCAGCUUGGAUCUUACCCCUGUGGCACAAUUGGAGGGCGAAUCAGAGGGAAUUACCACUGAAAGAUUGUGUCUUGAUUACACGUGGUCUCCUUUGCUACGCAAAGCCAAGGAUACAAAAACGAAGCUGUCCCAUGUGGACAGAGUAGUUCUUGAGAUACUGGAAACUGAGCAAGCCUACGUGAGGGACCUGAGGAGUAUUGUAGAGGAUUAUCUUGGCUGUAUUAUUGACUGUGGGCACCUUCCCUUGAAGCCAGAGCAAGUCAGCACUCUAUUCUGCAAUGUGGAGGAUAUCUAUGAGUUUAACAGUGAGCUUCUGGAAGACUUGGAAAGUUGUAACUCUGCCCAUGGAAUCGCUGAGUGCUUUGUCAUGAGGAGUGAAGAGUUUGAUAUCUAUACGGUGUACUGCAUGAACUAUCCCAGCUCGGUGUCUGUUCUGCGAGAAUGUAUGAAGUGUGAAGCCCUGGUGAAAUUCUUCAGAGAGCGUCAGACCACAUUAUGUCACUCUCUACCAUUGGAGACAUAUCUCCUAAAACCUGUGCAGAGGAUAAUGAAAUAUCAUCUUCUGCUGCAGGAGUUGGCAAAGCACUUUGAUAAGAAUGCCCCUGGCUAUGAGGUUGUAGAGGAAGCUAUCAUCACAAUGACAGCUGUGGCUUGGUACAUCAAUGACAUGAAAAGAAAGCAGGAACAUGCCGUCAGAUUGCAGGAAAUUCAAAGUCAGCUUGUGAACUGGAAGGGGCCUGAUCUGUGUGGUUUUGGUGAAUUGGUCCUAGAGGGGACAUUCCGCUUGCAGCGUGUAAAGAAAGAACGAGCAUUUUUCUUGUUUACAAAGAUGCUUCUAAUCGCCAAGAAAAGAGGAGACCUCUUCAUUUACAAGAUGCACAUUUUUUGCUGUAAUUUGGCUCUCACGGAACAUCUGAAGGACCCAUUGAGUUUCCGAGUGUCUGAUUUGACAAUCCCCAAACAGCAGCAAGUCAUCCAGGCCAGAAAUCAGGAUGAGAAAAGACACUGGAUCCAUUAUAUAAAGAGACUAAUUGUGGAAAACCAUCCAGCAUCAAUCCCUCAGAAGGCUAAGCAAGUUCUACUUGAAAACAGUUUUCAGUAUUCCCAGGACUUCCCUGUAAGUCCAGAGCCCCUGAAAUCUCCACGGAUGGAUGAUUCAUGGACGUUCCCCCGCAACCGUAGGCAGUCAGCUUUCCAUGUCUGCAUUCCAGAUCCACCUAAAUUCAUGUAUAGCCCUGAAAGAAGCAAGAAAUCAUUUACGCUUUUGGGCAUGGACAGCGGAUCCCAGCACCGCCGUGGUCGUAGGCUAUCUGAGCCUGCAAAAGAAAUUCAGGCAGCAUUUGACCAGAGUGGAUUGGCGCAUAUCAAGCAUGCAGGCAGUGAGGGAGAACUCUUCCCAAUCUCAAACUCCCUCAAGUCUUCAGAUAGUGUGUGCACUUUGGAAUCCAGUAUUCUAGAAGCCACUGAUGAAGAGUGUGAUGAAGGUCCCGAGGAAUCAUCAUUCUGUCUGCCUGAAGACGCACUGUCUGGCAGCUUGUCCAUCACUGAAGAAAUUCUGGAGUUGCUUAGUCAACGAGGUCUUAAUGCUGAGCCAAGGAAAGUGGAGGAAAACAAGGUACUUGGAGGAGAGACAGAGACAACACAGGGAACUGAAGAAGAGCAGAUAAACAAUAAUUUAAAGCAGGAUGCAUCUCAGGAUGAGGAGGAAAAAAAGCUUUCACAAAACCAAGACACAGAUAAGGAUAGUUGUCUUUAUAACUGCCCAGAUACAGAAGGGAAUACAACCCCAGGGUGUGUUUGUGUAGAACCUUCCACCAGUCCACCUUCUACCAACAGCAAAUCUUUACUGGAAGACGAGCAGAACCAAAACAACAGGAUAUCUCCUCUCCCUAAGUUGGAAGAACUAGGGCAGGAGGAGGAAAAAGAGGAGGAACCAGGGCUUGCAAACAGUAAUGAGAUUGCAUCUCCUGGUGAAUUACCAAACAUUGCAAUAAAAACGUCCCUUCAUGAGGAGAGUGAAGGGAUAACAGAAACAGUAAAAUCAGAUACAACAGUAGAGAAGAGCCCAAAAACUAAGAGAGACUCAACCUUGACACACAAUGACAGACUGCUUAUUGAGAAGAUCAGAAAUUACUAUGAAACCGCUGAGGCAGGAGGUUCAUACCUGAGCAAAGAGGAAAGCAUCUCCUACAUUCCAACUGGGGUUGUUAAGGACUCAAUCUUGAGGUUCAACUACAUUCUGCAACAAGAGGUCAAAAAGGAUAGAGAGAGAAUCUUGUUUGGGAGUAAUGGAAGUGCAACAGAGGGCUUGCGGGUUAAUUCUGCUAAAAAAAUGUGCCUAGAGAGGGAGCAAAAUCAGCCGGAAGAGUGUCAAAACAACAUGAGCUCCACAAAAACUUCAUUAGAACAAGAGUCAGAAUAUAAGUCCUCUGCUGAGAUCAGAAAGGCCUGGAAGGAAAAGGAGAAACCACACAUGCCAGAAAAUAAUGGAGCUCUAAGGAGAGGGCAGCUGUGGAGAAAAAGUAUGGAAGGUCAAGAAAAUAACUUAGUCAUUAUGGAGGAGUCUGAUGUAGAUGUUGUUAAUCAUAUGUCAAAAGAAAAUCCUGUUAAAGGGGAACCAAGAAAGGAGCAGAAAAAAUGCACCACUGAGGAAAGGGUAAACAAACAUGGCUGUCACCUCAGCAUGGAGGUCCGCAGCUUGGCUGGUGACAAUGCUGAGGGCAAAGUGGCCUUCUGUUCUUCUGGUCUGGAUCUGUAUGAAGCCGAGGAUAGCUGUUUGAUAGAGAACUCUGAAAAAAUCAUCAACAAGGUGCAGCUUCUAGCAAAAAUGUACAGUGAGAAGAUAGGCAGGAUGAAGACACAGAGAAAGAGUGGGGACACCAGGAGACCACCUCUUACAAAUAAAGCAUCAAUGAGGAACCUACCUCAGGUCAUUGAGGAGAAGCCAAGAGAUAGAAGUGUUACAGAACCGCAACUGUAUGGUCAUGUCUUGGUCCGUGAAACUCUUCUGCACAUUAACCGCAUUCAGGAAAACAGUUUUCUGCUCUCUGCAGCCCCUAACAACUCUACUGAUCUGCACAGAAAUGAAAAAGAAUCAGAAUCAGCCAUUCAACCCCUCACACAGAUACAAAUACUUCCGACUGAGCCACCAGGGGAUGAGCAUGAGCUUUUUAUGCCAAAGGAACCAUCUCUUGAUGAGUUAGUGAGAUUGUCUAGUUCUAAAGAUGAAAAAGAGGAUAUCUUUGUUCAGAAUACUACAGUACAAGAGUCACAAAAAUCCUCUGAGAAUUCUUGUUCUGAUCCUGGACAUUUGCUGACAUUGGUCAUUACUGAUAGUAUUCCACUAGAAAAUGCCACCAACCCAGAGUGUCCACCAGCAAUCACCAAUAUUAUAUGCAACGAUGAACUACUUAAACCUGCAAACUUUUUACCUAAAAAUGUUACAGACAUAGAUAGACUUCAUGAUUGUGCUGAACUUCCAACCAAUAAAGAUAAUUCACAAGAGGGAGAUAUAUGUAAUCUUAUUGUGGAUACCCAGGAUAUCAAACAAGAGACUAAUUUUGUCAAUGAAAUGGCUGAAUACUGCACAAAGAUCAAGAACCCAUGUUUAGAAAGUGUGAAUUCUGAAGAUUCUACAGAACAUAAAGCUGAUAAAAUGGUAUCCAGUGUGCAGCCCUUGAAUGAACUCAACCACGAAGAAUAUCCAAAUAAAACAAUCUUGAAUUCCAGUGGCCCCAUAUCAAGUCCAGUUAGUGAUUUAAAAAAGAUUUAUGGUGAAAACGAUGUUUCAAAUAUAGCACAAGAGAUCAGCAAAAUGUCGGUGGAAUCUAAAGACUCAUCUUUAAAAGAUAAGCUAAAUUCUAAUGAUGUUAUUCCAACAUACUCUUCAGGAUAUGAAACUUCCUCUGCAAAUUCCUCAUUGCUGGCAGAAAAGAAAAGCAUAGCUUCCACCUUAACUGCUGAAGUUACAGAGAACAGUCAAAAUGCACACUAUGAAGAACAGUGCAAGACUUUGUUUGAUGUCUCAUCAGAUAAUCACUCCAGAAGCAACCAUGUCUCAAGAACUAGAGGCAUCUCUCCAUCAGUGCUGGAUGUCAUGCAGCGACUUCAGCUAGAUUCUACAUUUACUAUACCUUCAAAUGGAAAUGUGGAUGGCGAAAAGAAACUGAGCUUGGCAACUCGCUCUUCCUCCUUCAAGAGCAAAACUGAAACAGCCAGAGAGUUCCAGGGUAUGCUCCGGCCAACACCACAACUUAAUAAACAGCAGAAAAUAGAGUCUACUACACCUCUAACCCUUCCAUCCCAUGUAACACUGCAGAGGAAAUUAUCAAGUGCAGCAGCACUUUCAAAAUAUCUGUCGGCAAACAAAGCAGUACAGAGGAGCACUCUAGCAAAGUCCAGGAGCUAUGAUGUAGACCCAAAAACUCAAACAAAACAAGAAAUAUUUAAGAAAACCACCUGUCCUGCACCUGUAUGUGUAAGGCCCAAAGUUGCUCCUUUACCUCAAAGCAAUGUAUCCUCCCCCACAGAGCCACUAAAUAGUCAAAAGCCUAUAAUUAUAAACAAUACACUAGCAAAGGAUGUGUGUAUGAAAAAUGAAUAUAAUAUAUUAGGCUCCAAGAUAACACCACCACAACCACUCAUUCAGAGAUCACAAAGCCCUGUUUGUCUUUCUUCAUCUAAUCAAGAAAUGUGCAUAGCAGAUAAGGAGACUAAACUUUUAGAUGAGCCUGUUUGUGUGUCCCCAGGCUCUGCUGUUGUCAUUGCAUUUCCAUGUCCUCCAUCUAUAAAAUCAGCCCCUAAGUAUACAGCAUCUGAACCAAACUCCAGGGUCCAAUCCCCUCUGCCUUUGCACACUCGGGUUUGCUCUCCUCCCCCAAGUCACAGUCCCAGAUCUCCAAGGAUUUCUUCUUUCACUGGCUCCAGAGCUUGUUCCUUUACACCCCUAUCCUUUAGCCAGCUUGAGAAGUCAUCUUCAUCAUCUUCAAAUUCCACACCAACCUGCACCAGUCCCCCGGCUCUGCCCUGUCCACUAAACCCUCAUCUUGGUCUGCAGGGUUUCUCACUCCACACCAAAAGGUCCACAAAAACUGGCUUUGCUAGUGGAGUAGAUAGAGCAAAUAGUCCUAGAAGUACACUGAGAUCUCCAUUAGGGUCCGGGGAUGAAGAGACUAGAUUUUGGUACGCAAAUGGACCCUCUCCUUGUCUGAGCCCUGAUGUUCAGUCUCCCACGGGAAGCCUUGGUUCACACGAGUUAACUAGCAUCCACUGGCCAGAUGUAAGUGAACUACGCUCAAAGUAUGGACCACUAAAGGCUCAUGAGACCACUAGUAAUCAGAAGAAAACUGAUCUGAGGUCUGCAACCUUGUUGAGAACAUCCAAGUCUAUGGAUGAACCACCAAGCAGAUAUAUAAAAAGGGCAGGUUCUCUGGAUACAGCUGCUUCACACCUGUUGGUAAUGGAACUACCUAAAACUACUCUACAAGGAGUCACUGCAGAAUUAUCUGAUGCAAGAGAUAAAGCCACCCACAAGACCAGUUAUUCCACCACUGUGAACAUACAAAUUGGGGGCAGUGGUAGAAUAUCCUCGUUUAGCAAUGCACAGGUUAGCCUCACACAUCCCUUACUCCAGGUUCCAGAAUCACAGACCAUAAGAAAAAUCAACAUUAAUGGUAACAUCUUAGACCCAUCUCCAAAAUCAUGAUGUCUUAAAUAACUAGAUUCAUGUUGUUAUACAUGUCAUGAACACACAGAAAGAUGCUUCCCAUGUUCUGUAAGGUCAGGAGACUUUGUUGAACAGAACUAAUUUUGAAAGCAUCUAAACUAUAGGAUGUGACAAAGGGAUCAAUCAAAUAAUUGAAAAAGAACAUUCUAACUAGAAAUAACAAUUUGCCAGUUUGCACUUUUCUUGUAUUCAUGAAGGACUGUUUUGAACUUUUUUUUAAAUAUAUAUUAAGAUGGAACCACCACCGUUAAUGUCCCAGACAGGACUUCUUAAUCUGGUGGUGCUUUAAAGUUGCACUUAUAUUUUAUAAUAAAUCUCUUCACCAAUGGCAUUCCACUAAUGAGAAAUGGCAUCAGUGCCCUAAAUAUUAACACCAUCAUUAAGAACCAAUUUCUUGCUUCUCAGGUACAGAAGUUUCAUCCGUUUUCCUCCUGAUUCAGCCAGAAGAACAUUGUUUACUAUUUGGCCAAAAUUUCUCAUUGCUAUAACCUACUAGAGGAGCUAUUCUUUAUCUCAAUAGAACUGAAUUGUAGAUUGAUGGUGAGGAGUGGAGCUAACAUAUUCCUUAAAUUAGAAGCUGUGAUUCAGUUACCGACCAAUUACAACUAGGCAAAACCUCUGCUAAUACUCAAUAAGAACUCAUUGUUCUAAAUUAGAAGUUAUGACAAGUCUUUGUUAAGAAAAUGUAAACAGAUUAUCUUACACUUGAUACCAAAGGUUGUUUUUUUUUUACAUUAGGUAGUCGCUUUGGGUAGCUCACUCACAGUAGUGCCCAGCAAGUUACUUGAUUCAUUUUGUAUACAAUAACCAUGGCUGUAGGUAAUGAGCAUGGACAUAGGUUAUAAAAAAUUUUCUGAAUCUAGUCUACAUCCAAAAGAACAAUUUUCAAAUAUCUAAACCACAUAACACAAGUCUGAAUUCUAGAAUAAUGGCCCAGAAAAUAUCUCAAACAAGUCUUAAUUCUGGUAAAGAGAACACAGAGUAAAACUUCACGAAUAGCUGGGAAAUCAUAAGCUGCAUUUAGUAGGGAUAUUCUAAUAAAAAGCUUACACCUGAAGGUCAUUUCCAGGUAUGGAUACAAUUGGGGAUUGAAAGCUUGAAUGCAGUUUGUGAGGGUGAUUUAGGAGUAUAUGUUUGUUUUUUGUAUGUGUGUUUACAUGAAAAAUUGAAUGAUAGUGAGGAGCUUUGCAUUGCUUGAUGAGAUGUGUGAAGUGGGAACAAUAUAUGUGGUAGGUUUGUAAAAGGAGCUUUGCUUAAUAUGCUAAAAUGGGUGUACAUUUUGUUUGGCACGUUGAGCUUUUAAGUUAUGUCUUGGGGUAUAUGGGGGUUCUCAUUAAGCUUUGCUUGGCACGCUGGAUAUGAGGUUUGUAAGUCAUGUCUAGGGGCAUUUGGAAGGUCAGAUUAAGCUUUGCAUGGCACACUGGGAUAUGGGGCUUGUAAGUUAUGUCUAGGGGGAGGAUUAAGAUGUCACGUGGCAUACUGAGAUGUGAGGCUUGUAAGUUAUGUCUGUAAAUGCUGUUUUGGGCAGAUCACUGUGCUUGGGAUGUUAGGGUUUGGGGCUUAAACGUUAUGUCUGGGGGUGUUUAGGUGAUAUCAGAGUAAACUUUGCUUUACAUGCUAGGCUGUUAAGAUAUGUUUGUGAAGGAUAUUUGGCGGUAGCUCAAGGGGCAUGUAAGUUAUAUCUGGGGAGGGGGUGAGUUUAGGGCAGUUCAGUGCAAACUUUGCUGUGCACACAGUGAUGAUGAAUUUGAGACUUAUGUUUGCAGAGGAAUAAAUGUUUCAAAAGCAUAAAGAAUUACUAUAUUGUUUUAUGGGGAAAGCAUUUAUUGAAAAGGAAAUGUGUCACAAUGACAUUUGGCUUGGUGUAGCCUUUCUGCUCAGCUAAAUCCAAAGCCGGAAAUGGAAAUACUGUAAACUGCUGGCAGGAGAACAUGGCAAUCUAAUGAGAGCUUACUUGUAACUUCCACUAUCAGAAGCCCACAUUGUUUCUCACUAACUGAAUCAGUGAAGUAGCUUGUUGUUGAAAUCCACAAACCUGCUUAUGAAGUUAGUAGACUUGAGGUAUUCAGUUUGAUAAGAAUGUUUUGUUAAAUUAAAUAAAUAAAUAAAUAAAUACAGAAAACCUUAGUAAAUUAGAAGAUGAGAUUUGCAGUUCAAAGACGAGAGUGAAUGUCCCUGUAGCAUUUAUCUAGAUAUCUACCAAGAUUUCCAAACCUCCCAAACCUAUAAAUCAUCUGCUGUGGGAUCCCUGCAAGGAUCUAGCUCUCUUCUUAUCCAUACACCUAUUUAAACCCUGCUAGUUUAGUGAUAUAAAGUAUGGUACAUAAAAAUGUGAGGAGCUUACACCAACCCCUGUGGACCUGUCAAGGGACAGACAAUGGGAAGCUCUUUCUGGAGAAGGAAGGUCAUGGAUGUGUUCAUUGGCCAAUCUUUAGUGGGAUAGAUACUAUUUUUAAUGAAGUGAAAGAGUUAUGUAGUCAUUAUUUCUAUACACCAAAUAAUACUAUCAUGGACAUUUUAUAUUCCCAUCAGGAUAUCCAGUAUUAAGAAUUUAAUUUCCUUGGGAUCAACAAAACAAAGCAUUGAUCAGAGGAGACCUGCAAUGGGUUGGAAUAAAAAGACAUUUAUUUUUUUUAGCUGCAACUACUGUAUAUUAUUAAUGUAUUUGUGCUCACAGUACCAUAUAUAUGUGUGUAUUUUAUUGGCCAAGCCAGGAGUCUAGUGCCUUACAUGAAACGGCAUUUGGACACAUAAUGUUCCAACUUGUCUCGAUACACGGAGGACACUCAUUUUCAUAUAUUGUCCUACCACUUACCUGCCUGAGAUGUCUAUGACCCAUCCUAAUGGGAUGGAUAUCCCUAUGAAGAUAUGUGGUCGGAAAUUAAAAAAUGUCUUUCAUAUUUAACCUGUAAUUUGUAAGAUAAAAGAGACACCACUGUACGUACAAUUUAUAUUGAAAGAAAUUACUCCUGAUAAACUAUGGCUCUUUUUUAUAUAUGUACAUGCUAUGUUUUUUUAUUUGUUUGUAUUUUGUGACUAUUUUACAACCAGUAAAGACUUUUCUGACA
Messenger RNA from Bombina bombina (fire-bellied toad), 9419 nucleotides. RefSeq names its product pleckstrin homology and RhoGEF domain containing G2 (gene PLEKHG2). Gene Ontology annotation, molecular function: guanyl-nucleotide exchange factor activity. The record is from RefSeq and is a predicted model, not a curated record. Lineage: Eukaryota; Metazoa; Chordata; Amphibia; Anura; Bombinatoridae. The transcript has 19 exons. Bases 355 to 6330 code for a protein of 1991 amino acids.